AAAGCUGGGUUUUGUGGACGCUACUUUGAAAAAGUUCGGAACGCCCAAAGAAUAUCAUAAAAUCUAAAUUCAGUAAAAUGGAUAUUGAUUAUGUAGUUCGCGAUGAUAUGUCUAACAUGCUUCCACAGAUACCCAUUCACUAUAAAAGAUAUCGUUUUUUUAUUUCUACUAGCCGUAUAAUUUUUAUAUCAAGAUCUGAAUUGACUAUCCGUAAGUUAAAUAUUGUAUACCAAUCGUUGACAGUAAUAAUGUCUGGCGGCCUCAAUCGACUAUGUCAUCGCGUAUGUUUAUGAAGGAAUUAAAUGAUGGAUGGCGUUAAUGCAUUGAUCCAACUAUGUAUUAUUCUAUCGCUCUGAUAAAUGAGGUAUAUGUCGGCCGAUCGAGUUACAAGAGACGCGUGAUGUCAGUUUAUGACAGAAAACGUGACAGUGAUGACUAUGGCAACUACCAUAGAACAGGCUCUGCAACCUUUGCUUCUGACCGCCUCCGUUGUUGGUCUAGGUGUCUACUCCCCGAAGAAAUUUUAUUUAAGUAUACUCUACAAUCUGACAAUAUGGAUCGCUUAUUGGUUUCUUUAUUAUUACGCUGUGGUUAUGUUGAAAACCGAAAAGUGGUUUCUAACGCUAUCUACUAUAGUCAAUUUGCAGAUUACUGCUCUCACCACCGUGACAUUUAUUAUCAUGAACUUAUAUCAACAUAAGAGAUUCCGAAUAUUCUUCAAAAGACUUGCUGCUAUAGAUGAUACGCUAAAGGAACUAGGCACUCAAAACGUAUAUGGAAAGCUGCACACUUGUUCAAACUGGACAUUAAUUGGAUGGUGCAUAUGCAGAUUUAUAGCGGAUACAAUUGAUACAACAUGGUGGUUACGUGUGACAAACGAUAAUCAAAUCGUAGUUCUGCCCUACAUUGUAAAUCAUCAUGAGCAUGUGAAUAUGCUUAUGGAUUUGAUAUUUAUGACUCUUAUAUGGUACAUUGGCACCAGAUUUGACGAGAUAUAUGAACACAUGAAAUAUCUGCUGGUGAAGCAGGAACAUAAAGUAAAACGUACAUGGAGAAGAACUGUGACUACUCGUCAAUAUAUCAUGUAUCCUGACAAUUACAAGCGCGUGCUAUGGACCGUAAUGUAAAUCGGCAUCUCCACUUAGAAUUGUGUCAAAUCGCUCGUGAAUUAAACUCAAUGUUCGGAAUACAAAUGACUAUAGAAGUGACAGCUUAUUUGAU
This is a messenger RNA of Ooceraea biroi (clonal raider ant), 1221 nucleotides long. RefSeq lists its product as uncharacterized. The record is from RefSeq and is a predicted model, not a curated record. Gene Ontology annotation, biological process: sensory perception of taste; chemosensory behavior; male courtship behavior. NCBI's taxonomy places the organism in Eukaryota, Metazoa, Arthropoda, Insecta, Hymenoptera, Formicidae. Gene Ontology annotation, cellular component: dendrite; axon; membrane.